AUGAUAUCUGCAAAGAUUCAGACCACCCCAUCAUGUUUCAAUUUCAUAACCACCAAUCCUGCCGCAAUGCGUUCUCUAUCAUUACCUCACCCUUUCCUUCCCUUCAGCCGCCGCUUCUCUUCGGCAUCGACCACCUGUGUUUCAGUGGGUGGCCCAACCUCAGUUGCAUUAAGAUGCUCGUCACUCUUAAGCCCAUCUUCUUAUGCUGAUGAGGCAAUAAAGUUCGAAGAAGCUUCACGAAGUCGAAAUUUGAUUCCUUUAUAUCGAUGCAUAUUCUCUGAUCAGCUUACCCCUGUUCUUGCUUACCGGAUUUUGGUCAAGGAAGACGACCGGGAGGCUCCAAGCUUUCUUUUCGAGUCUACAGAGCCCAAUUUUCAAGUUUCAACUGUGGGGCGUUAUAGUGUUGCAGGAGCUCAGCCAACAACUGAGAUUGUAUCAAAGGAAAACAAGGUUACAGUAAUAGAUCAUGAACUUGGGACCUUAACUGAGGAUAUUGUCGAUGAUCCCAUGGAAAUUCCCAGAAAAAUCUCGGAGGGAUGGAAACCCCAUUUCUCUGAUGAACUUCCAGACGCAUUCUGUGGAGGUUGGGUUGGCUAUUUCUCAUACGAUGCAGUUCGUUACGUGGAAAAGAAAAAGGUCCCAUUUUCAAGGGCUCCUGAGGAUGACAGAAACCUCGCUGACAUGCAUCUCAGCCUCUACGAUGAUGUAAUUGUCUUUGACCAUGUCGAGAAGAAAGUACAUGUGAUUCACUGGGUGAGGCUAGAGAGGUACUCCUCAGCAGAGAAUGCUUACGAAGAUGGAAAGGAACGGUUAGAAAAAUUAGUGGCCAGAUUACAGGAUAGCAUCCCCCCAAAGCUAUGUCCAGGUUCUGUCAAACUUCAUACUCGCCAGUUUGGUGCUCCUUUGAAGAACUCAAAUAUGACAAGUGAAGAAUAUAAGGAUGCAGUUCUUCAAGCAAAAGACCAUAUUCAAGCAGGGGAUAUUUUUCAGAUCGUUCUGAGUCAGCGUUUUGAACGCAUAACAUUUGCUGAUCCAUUUGACAUAUAUAGAGCACUGAGGGUGGUUAAUCCAAGUCCUUAUAUGGCUUAUUUGCAGGCAAGGGGAUGCAUUCUGGUUGCUUCCAGUCCUGAGAUUCUUACACGUAUAGAGGAGAAGAAGGUCGUGAAUCGUCCAUUGGCUGGGACAACUAGAAGAGGGAAGACAAUUGAUGAAGAUGGCAAGUUAGAAAAGAAACUGCUGAACGAUGAAAAGCAAUGUGCAGAGCAUCUAAUGCUGGUGGAUGUGGGACGCAAUGACGUUGGGAAGGUCUCAAAAAGUGGCUCAGUGAAAGUGGAAAAGCUUAUGGAUGUUGAACGGUAUUCCCAUGUUAUGCACAUAAGCUCAACGGUCACCGGAGAGUUGCAAGACCACCUGACUGGUUGGGAUGCCCUGCGAGCAGCGUUGCCGGUCGGAACCGUCAGCGGAGCGCCAAAGGUGAAGGCGAUGGAGUUGAUUGAUAAGUUGGAGGUGAGGAGGCGAGGGCCAUAUAGCGGCGGAUUUGGGUGGAUAUCGUUCAACGGUGACAUGGAUAUCGCACUAGCUCUGAGAACAAUGGUGUUUCCGACGGGAGCUAAGAAUGAGACAAUGUACUCGUACAAUGACGUGAACAAGACACGCAGAGAAUGGGUUGCGCAUCUUCAAGCCGGAGCUGGUAUUGUGGCAGACAGUGACCCAGACGAUGAGCACCAAGAAUGUCUCAACAAAGCUGCGGCUCUUGCUCGUUCCAUUGACUUGGCUGAGACUGCUUUUCUUCAGCCAUUUUGACGUCCUCUGCAUCUCACUCAACUCAACCUUGCCGAGACAUUUUGGGAUUGGAGAAAUAAGGUCAGUCCAUCUAAGUGUCAAUAAAUCAAGCUAAGCAAACUACCUUGUAGCUUAAUGGUAUAGAAGUUUAGUUU
Messenger RNA from Neltuma alba, 1937 nucleotides. RefSeq names its product anthranilate synthase alpha subunit 1, chloroplastic-like. Bases 1 to 1803 code for a protein of 600 amino acids. The transcript has 11 exons. Gene Ontology annotation, molecular function: anthranilate synthase activity. Lineage: Eukaryota; Viridiplantae; Streptophyta; Magnoliopsida; Fabales; Fabaceae. The record is from RefSeq and is a predicted model, not a curated record. Gene Ontology annotation, biological process: L-tryptophan biosynthetic process.